This is a messenger RNA of Hydra vulgaris (swiftwater hydra), 2243 nucleotides long. Its product is annotated as cyclic GMP-AMP synthase-like receptor 2. The record is from RefSeq and is a predicted model, not a curated record. NCBI's taxonomy places the organism in Eukaryota, Metazoa, Cnidaria, Hydrozoa, Anthoathecata, Hydridae.
UUUUAAAAUCUCUGUUGAAACAGAAUUAUUUGAGUUUUUUACGUUUACAUUUUAUAUAAGUACUGAGCAACAAAUUACCAAUAGUAUUAAAAAUAGGUUUUUGCUUUAUCAACAAAUGCGCCAGUUUUGAAACUUUGAAGUCUUUGCGCCAUCUUAAAAACAUGAUCACGAAGUAUUAUAAUAGGAUUAAUGACAUUUUUAUGACAUCAUGACCGACUAUUUUUCAAUAUACAAUAACAACGUUAAACCUAAGGUUUUAUUAACACACGACGAUCUAUCUAAAACAGAUUUAGUAUAUGGAAGUUACAUAUUAAACUCUGUUUUGCCAACCGGAUUUUUGCAAACCCACAGAGAAUGGACUCGCUUAUGGACUCAGCACUUUGCAGAAUCUAAGCAGUUACUAAAACUAGACGGCCUGAUGUUGUCAGGAAGUGCUGCAGAAUACUUUAACGUACCACUGUACAUGAAGUAUAAUGAUUUAAAAAAUACUAAAGAGUAUGUGAAGAGGUAUUCCUACAUAAGUGAUCAGGAUGUUAUGUUCACCUAUACAAACUUGACUCUCAUAGAGGAAACCCAUUCCAAACCCAAUACUCCAUUUAUAGGAACAAUGAAACAAUCAGACCAUCCAGGCUAUGUUUUGAUUGUUCCAAAUGAUAACACAUUUUCACCCUCAUUAACUGUUUGUUUAAAGAGCGGUGUGAGAGUAUUAGAUGGCUCAAAAAUUAUAGAAUCUAUCAAGUCAAAAAUGCGCACACAAGUGACACUUGAAGGGCCGGCAUUGGCAUUAAGCAAUGACUUCAGUCAUCUGAGUGAUUAUGUGCUUUGCUUUACAUGCCAGAGAUGGCCUUCAUGCGCAAGAGAUUGGAUUACGCGCACACGGCUUGGAAAUUGGCCCACUUUUCAACUUAUUCAACAAGUGACACAAGACGGCUGUCACGUUGUACGCAUGGGCCACAUCAAUAGUAGAAAUAGGGAUUUUGAGUUCAGAUUGUCAUUUUCCAAAGCUGAAGUAACACUGGCUCACACUCUGUUAGAUUGUCACCGACGUGUCUACCUUUACGUCAAGUUGCUACACAAUUUGCAUCUUAAGGAACCAAAGGCGUUGGCAACAUACCACCUCAAAACGACGUUGUACUGGAUGGUAGAACAGGAACCUAAUACAGAUGUUUGGAAGCCUUGCAAUACGGCAGUUGCUUUUCUUCGAUAUUUAGACAGACUAUUAGUUUUUUUGAAAAACUAUAAUAUACCAAAUUAUUUUGUACCAGAAAACAACAUGAUUGAUCAUGUUAAGCCUGAAAGUGUGAGAGAAAUAGUUAAAAAAUUAGAAAGAAUACGAAUAGAACCAAUAAAGUUUAUUCUAGCCUUUUUUGACGAAUAUACUCUUACUGUGCCCGAAGAGCCUUAUGCUUAUUGUCCACCUCGUGAAGAAUUAUGUGUUUGGAAGAGCAUGAUUAACGGUCAAAGAAAAAAUUACGACGACCAAUCAGAGACAAAAACCGCAAUCCUAAAUUUUCACCGCUGCAGUUUACACCUAGUACUCAGUUGGCUGAUUGAGUUUACAGUGUUCUGUCGUGCGCAGAAUAUUGAAAAGCCUACCAAGUACUGUCGCCAGAUGUUUAGUUGUAUAGGCGAUACAUUACGAACAGCAUACGAGCACAAAAUUUAUCGAACUAUUACUGAUAGUGACUUACCUGAGUUUAAAAGUUACAUUUCUGGUGAAAUUACACAGAUUAUAAAUGACUUUGUUCACAAACCAGAAUUGAAUAAGGUAAACAUAACCGAUGUUUUUUAUGAAUUUCUCUCUUAUCUACCUGAAUAUAAGUUAGUUAGCAACACUUUAUGAUUUUCUUAAUUGUUACCAGAUAUAAUAAUAUCAUGGUGUUGUGCAAUUCUAAUUUUUGCUGUAUCUUUGACAAUUAAAUGAACAAUAGUUAAUCAGAGUAAUUAACAGGAUUUUGAUCACGUGUUCAUUUGUACGUGAGAAUAAGAACUGUUCUCAAACAUUAAGUGUUGUGUUGCACCUGCCCUUUGUAUAUGGUAAAAUAAAAAUUUUUCCAAAACUUUUUAUUUGAAAUUUGCAGGCAAUUUUAUCGAAAACUUACUAACUUAUUUUACUUUGUGUUGUAUUGGUGUUGAAUCACGACAUAAUUACAAGUGAACUUUAAGGUUGCGAUAUAUUUGUUUAAAAUUACAUUAACUGUAAAAAAAAAUUAAAAAUUUUCAGCUAACGUCUUUUUUAUUUA